AUGACUGAGAAUAACCGACUAAAGUUAAAGGGUCUGAAUGAUGCGCAGAAGAUUGCUCACACUCUGACUCGCUUGGAUGAGUAUUGGUCACUCGUGAUGGCAAUGUGGGAGAAUGAUGUGCCUCGUGUACAGUACAUUCUGUCUGUUGCCUUGAAGAAGGGCUCAAGUGUUCAGCAGAUUCUCACAACCCUAGAGGAUGCAAUCACUGGAACGUAUCAUCCACGGGGCUAUAGCGGUGAUGAUCUUGAUCUUGCCACACUUGUCUAUCGACUCGGAGGACGCCAGCUUAUGUAUGCGCUCAAUCAUCACUUAGGUUUGCUGUCACUCCAUACCCUCCAAGCUCACUCAAUCUUUACAUCCAUCACACCAACAAUUGGUUCAAUUUCACCUGACCAAUUUGACGCCAACAUUAACACGCUCAUUAUCACACCACAUACCAAUGCUGUCAUCCCUCUCCAGGGACAUUCCAUCAUGAUGGAUGAGAUCGCCCUUGACGAGAGGGCAUCUCACUAUCGUCCAGCCAACUGUGUCAUUGGCCUCUGCCAUUCCCAUUCAAAUCUUAUUGAUCCUAUGCUGCAUACAUACGACUCUGCUCUGCGAAUUGCAACUAAGCUUAAUGAGGGCGAAGUUCACCUUGGCAAAGAGAUGUCUGUGAUGGGGAUUCGUGCUUUUGGAGACGACAAUCUUUUUCCUAUUCUAGCUGCACCAACAUGCAAGACAGAGAACAUAGUGACAAUGAUGGCAAUACUUUCGAUGGCUCGAGAUCGGUGGCGAGCAACUGGAGCAGAAGCACAUUUCAGUCCAAUUUUUUGCUUCGCAACGGACGGGGACUCAACGCGUCGAGGUGCUGGACACUGUUUAUUUGUCAAGACAGAACUUCCAAUGACAUCAAAGCUCUACGGUACCUUAUCGUGCAUGCCCGGUCUCAAUCUUGCGACUGGAGAUGAUGAGAUCACUCUUGAUUUUGACUACAAGCACAUAUUUAAGCAUUACGGUGUUCUCACACGAUAUCUGAUAUGGCUUCCAGGUCAGGACAAGUUUAGCAUCAUGAAACUCCUCAACCCAGAUGACCCACAAGAUGUACCCCGAGCAGUUGAACUCAUGCAAUCUAUUAUUGCCCUCUCAAAGAUUGAAACGAAUCCUCUGUUGGAUGGUGUCGCAGUCUGUGCAGAUAUGUCAGCCAUCAAGAUCUUAGGCAUCAUGCUGGAAUCCCUCCUCCUUCCAUUCAUAGAUAUCUCACUUUCACUUCAGCAACAAAUUGAGCUCAUCAGCUGCUAUUGUCACCUCACGUUCGCACUUUUCCACAUGCAUCACAGUGCUUUCAUGCCCCACAUACUCUUUUACGAUACCCAGUCAAUGUGCAAGAACAUCUGUUUCUGUGUGGCAAAGCAGCAGAAACUCGAUGGCUGA
Messenger RNA from Suillus subalutaceus, 1410 nucleotides. RefSeq lists its product as uncharacterized. The transcript has 4 exons. Lineage: Eukaryota; Fungi; Basidiomycota; Agaricomycetes; Boletales; Suillaceae. The coding region runs from base 1 to 1410 and encodes 469 amino acids. The record is from RefSeq and is a predicted model, not a curated record.